Messenger RNA from Acaulospora colombiana, 537 nucleotides. The record is from the annotation of a GenBank genome assembly. NCBI's taxonomy places the organism in Eukaryota, Fungi, Glomeromycota, Glomeromycetes, Diversisporales, Acaulosporaceae.
AUGAGCGUUACGCGUUCGUCUACCUCUAGUGGUCCUGCCGGUAGGAACGACGCUGCUGGGCCGCAACCCACCAACUCCAACUCGAGCUCGGACGCGAGCGGCCACCCUACCAGCACCACCAGCAGUACCAUUCCUACUCCAGACUCUCCCAACGGCUUGGAGCACGACAAUUUCCCUCCAAACGGCUCGACGACCCCGCCCCGAGACGGUCAACAUUCGCAUACCUCUCCUUCGCAAACCGCGCACAGUACGACUCCUCUCUCGCCCAACGGCACAACCGACCCCUCGCUCGUCCAUGAUCCCCCGGGAACGAACGAGUCCUUCCCCUCGUCCAUCGAUGGCUCUCCUAAUGGCUCGAAUGCCAGCGCAGGCAGCAGCACGGCUGCUGUUGGUGGAGAUGGUUCGUCGCCUAUGGAAUUAGUGGAUGACGAUAUAGGGGGCGCACUCGAUAUCGAAACCGGUGAUGAGUAUUCGGGUGAAGAUUACAUGCAGGACUUGCGACGCGUCAAGGGCAAAUCCAGAAGUGGCAAACGCUGA